GGGGGGGGGGGGGGGGGUAGGAACCAGCCCCAGGGGGGGUGCACAAGGUGGCAAUCUCAGGGAGAAGAGGGUAAGGGAGGUGAACAAGGAGAUUGGGAUGGGCGGGGUCGGGGCAUGGGUCGGGAUGGGUCAGAAUCAGAAUGGGAUCGGAAUGGGUGUCGGGUCAGGAAAGAACCAUGCCGAGAAGGGUGGAAUGGGCGAGAUAUUAUCUGCGUCUUGGACAAAUGAUGGCCAGUACCUUGCCUUGGGCCACUACAACGGACACGUUAGCAUCAGGGAUAAACAAGGAGCAGAGCAGGUGUUGAUUGAACGAACUGCGCCAGUGUGGACUUUACAAUGGAACCCAUCUCGGGAUGAGCUCCACGACGUGCUGUGCGUAGGCUGCUGGGACCGAACCCUCUCUUUCUACAAGCUCAAUGGAAUGCAGGUUGGGAAAGAUAGGGAGGUGGAUUUUGACCCCUGCUCUGUGGCCUUCUUCAGUGAUGGAGAGUUCCUUUGUGCAGGUGGUACAGAUAAAAAGGUUGAAAUUGCAUAUGUUGUUGGAUCGCUUUCUGUUUGUCCACCUCUUGUUGCCAGAAGAUGUGCAGCUGGUGCUGUUGUUGUUGUAACACCUGUUGCUGGUCACAACACAGCUGUUGAUGCCAUUGCUGUUGCAGGUGAUCUAAAAGCUGUUGUUGCUGCAUCAUUCUGUCUUGGUGCUGCUGGUGCUGGUAUUGCGCCAGCUGUGCUUGUAGCAGCAGGCGAAGUUGGGCUUCACAUUCUGUCCUUUGUAGGAUGUGUAGUUGAUGCUGCUGUUGCUGGACCUGUAUCUGCGUUUGUUGUUGCAGGAGUUGCAGGUGCAACUGUUGUUGCUGCAGGAUCUCCUGAUGUUGGCUUUGGUGCCAUUGUGCAUGAUGCAGCAGCAGUUCCUCCCGAGGCUGUUGCUGUUGUUGCUGGAGACGCGCUUGCUGCUGUGCGUACUGCGGGAGCUCUUGUGCAGCUUGGACCUGGGGGUGGUGCUCCUGUCUGGGCCUACAGUGGCUAUUGAGAAGGCACGCCGACGUGCUCAAGUCCUGUUGUUGGAAUUGUUGCUGGGAUGGGUAUUGCUCUUGCUCG
Chara braunii is the source of this 1095-nucleotide messenger RNA. NCBI's taxonomy places the organism in Eukaryota, Viridiplantae, Streptophyta, Charophyceae, Charales, Characeae. The record is from the annotation of a GenBank genome assembly.